Molecule: messenger RNA, 1422 nt
Organism: Castor canadensis (American beaver)
Lineage: Eukaryota; Metazoa; Chordata; Mammalia; Rodentia; Castoridae
Gene: Dnd1
Product: DND microRNA-mediated repression inhibitor 1
Biological process (GO): germ cell development
Molecular function (GO): RNA binding
Source: RefSeq, a predicted model, not a curated record
GUCCUUCCCUUCCCCAGGGUGCAGAGCUGCAGUCAGCGGACAGCCCCACCGCCUGAGGAGUGGCUCCCUAACGAUGGGACCUGCAGGAUUUCUACCUUUCCACCUGAGGGUCCGAGGGUCUACGGCGCACGUGCAGUAGAUGCCACCGCCCCCCGAGAGGCGGGGUCGCGCUCAGAGCCAAUGAGAGCUUGGGAGGGGUGGAGGGUAGGGAAGCUUCCAGAGGCCGGAUGGGGGAGAGGAAGUUUUAAAGAGGGCACAGGCGGGUUUGGAUUCCAGCCAUGCAGUCCAAACGGGAGUGUGAGCAAUGGUGUGAGAGGGUGAAUCCAGAGAACAAGGCGGCCCUGGAGGCGUGGGUCAGGGAAACGGGCAUCCGCCUGGUGCAGGUGAACGGGCAGAGGAAAUAUGGCGGGCCACCCCCAGGCUGGGUAGGCAGCCCGCCGCCGGCUGGGUCAGAGGUGUUUAUCGGACGGCUGCCUCAGGACGUGUAUGAGCACCAGCUGAUCCCACUAUUCCAGCGCGUGGGCCGCCUCUACGAGUUCCGCCUGAUGAUGACCUUCAGCGGCCUGAAUCGCGGCUUCGCCUAUGCGCGCUACAGCUCGCGGCGUGGCGCGCAGGCCGCCAUCGCCACGCUGCACAACCAUCCGCUGCGGCCCUCCUGCCCACUGCUGGUGUGCCGCAGCACCGAGAAGUGCGAGCUGAGCGUGGACGGGCUGCCGCAGGGUGUGACCCGCCGCGCACUACUGCUCGCGCUGCAGCCGCUGGGUCCCGGCCUGCAGGAGGCCCUGCUACUGCCCAGUCCCGGGCCGGCAUCCGCGCAGAUUGCGCUGCUCAAGUUCAGCUCCCACCGCGCCGCCGCUAUGGCCAAAAAGGCCCUGGUGGAAGGGCAGUCACGCCUCUGUGGAGAACAGGUGACUGUGGAGUGGCUCAAGCCAGACCUGAAGCAACGACUCCGCCAGCAGCUCAUGAGUCCCUCCCUGCAGCGCCUACAGCCAGAUAACAGCCAACUGGCCCUGACCAGGAGCAAGCUAGGGUCCCAAGGGGCUCGGGCUGCCCUGCAGCUGCUGUGCCAACGAAUGAAGCUGGGCAGCCCAGUGUUCCUCACCAAGUGUUUGGACACAGGGCCUGCUGGCUGGCAUCGCUUCUGGUACCAGGUGGUGAUCCCUGGGCAUCCAGUGCCUUUCAGUGGCCUUAUAUGGGUUGUGCUGACCCCAGAUGGGCAGGAUGGGCAUGAAGUGGCUAAGGAUGCUGUGUCUGCACAGUUGCUGGAGGCACUGAGUGAGUCUGGGGCCAGCCUCUUGUGGUCUGCAGGGACUGAGACUGGUACUCUGGUGAAGCAGUGACAUCACUUCCUCACCCUCACAGGCAGCCUUAACAGGUAGACAGAGCCUAUGUCAACCCCCAGCCCAGCAGGCCUGGGCAGCC